UUUGCCAUGUUAUGCUUGUGCGGAUUUCUAGUUAUGACUGCUGAAUUGCAACAUGUGGAAGAAUCCCUCCUCGGCCUUCAACGUGUGGAGGGGUUCGAUUGCUUGUCAUUAUGCAGGCUGCCCCUCGCUAAUGUGGGAGGUAUACUGUGGUACGGGCUGACCCCUCAUUUCAUUGGAAGUGCCCGUAUCCGCACAUGUAGAAGUGACGGGACGCAGCAAAGAGAAGAGUUUUUACUUUACUUUAAUAUGGCUGCCUCACAAAAAGCUGAAACGGCCAUGUCAGCAUGCUUUUUUGUCAGAACUGUGUGAGUAAGUAAAGCUUUCGUUUGAGUGUAGGUAU
Truncatella angustata is the source of this 340-nucleotide messenger RNA. RefSeq lists its product as uncharacterized. The record is from RefSeq and is a predicted model, not a curated record. The transcript has a single exon. Bases 7 to 309 code for a protein of 100 amino acids. Lineage: Eukaryota; Fungi; Ascomycota; Sordariomycetes; Amphisphaeriales; Sporocadaceae.